This is a messenger RNA of Solanum verrucosum, 2191 nucleotides long. Its product is annotated as myosin-binding protein 7-like. The transcript has 4 exons. The record is from RefSeq and is a predicted model, not a curated record. Bases 275 to 1765 code for a protein of 496 amino acids. Lineage: Eukaryota; Viridiplantae; Streptophyta; Magnoliopsida; Solanales; Solanaceae.
AAACAAAAAUAUCCUAUCAUUUUGUUCACGAAACACGAAGCUAACAAAUCAACACAGUAAACUAGGGUUCCCAAAUUCCCUCUUCUUUCUCCCGGAUUUCGUAUUUGAGAGAAAAGGGAAGAUUUGUGCAUAUCUAUUUGAAAGAGAGAGGAAUUUGCAUAUCAUUAAUUGCGGUUUAUGGGUGUUUUGGUUUGUGAUUUUUUAUUUAUUUUUUUCAAUUUAUGGGUUAUUCCUAAUUUAGGGUUUUGAGGAGUUUAUUGGAUUGUGUUAGUCGAUGGAUUCUGAAAGUAUGAUCCCGUCUACCAGCGUGGUCAAAUGUUGUGAUUGCGAGUGCAAUUGCUCCAUAACGAAUAGUUCCUUUUCGGGGAAUUGGAUACGGACUGUGAAGCGGAAAUUUGAUGAAUAUGAUGAGAUUGAGAAGAAAUUUGUGAUCCCAGGUUUAAUUUUGCCGCAAACGGCUCGUAUAGAUAUGGGAAAUGAGUGUAUUGCUUUAAGGGAAAUGGUUUGUGGACAACAGGAAACGAUUCAGGAAUUGAGUGUUGAGUUGGAGGAAGAGAGGGAAGCGGCAUCCUCAGCUGCUAAUGAAGCAAUGUCGAUGAUUUUGAGGUUGCAAAGGGAAAAAGCUGAGUCACAAAUGGAAUUUAGGCAAUUCAAAAUGUUUACGGAGGAGAAAAUGGCUCAUGAUCAGCAAGAGAUAAUGGCGUUGGAGGAUUUUUUGUAUAAGAGGGAGCAAGUGAUUCAGUCGUUGACUUGUGAGGUGCAAAUGUAUAAGCACAGGAUGUUGAGUUAUGGGCUAUUGGAGUCUGAGGUCGAGUAUGAUGGUGAGAAAGAGAAUGGUCAUUUUUGCCGGAACAAUAGUGUAGGUGAGAGUUCCGAUGGCCGCUUUGACAUUCCUUCUUAUGAUUACCCUCCCUUGAAGUGCACUAUAAAUGAGAACCAAGUGAAUACUGAGGUUGAUGAUGAGGUUGUCGAUGUUGAGAAAUAUGCAUUUGGGGAAGCCCCACGAUCAUGUGAUCAUUUGCGAUAUCUGGAGAAGAGGAUCAAUCAGUUGGAAACAACACCAAGUAGUCGGACUGAUGAAGAAGUAUUUAACAACAAUAUCCUUGAAAAAGCAAUAGUUGCUCAGUCUCCUUUUGUACCAAAUAAAGAAAUAUGCUCAGAUUUCUUCUCAGGUUCUCCGAAGUUUAACGGAAGUGUUAGAAAAGCAGAAAAUUCGCAAACAGAGGAGUAUGCAAACUUGAGGAAGGUGGAUGAGUCAUCGGAUGUUGGGGAUGAAAUGAGUGACAGGGUUUAUACAAUUGACUCUAUACAUCAGGGUGCUGGAUAUAAUGGUAACUCAGAGACCAAGGGUUCUGUCCAUACCCCAAUAGAUUCCCUAAAUCAUACAGAUUUUGGAGAUCCUGAGGUCACAAAGCUUUACCUUAGGCUGCAGGCCCUUGAGGCUGAUCGGGAAUCAAUGAGGCAGGCUAUCAUUUCCAUGCGGACUGACAAAGCACAGCUGAUAUUGCUUAAAGAAAUUGCUCAGCAGUUGUGCAAAGAAGCGUCUCCAGAAAGGAGGACACCUGUGAGGAAGACAUCUGUAAUCAAGAGCUUUUCUUUCAUCUCCAUAUUCAAGUGGAUAAUGUCCUUUGUCUUGUGGAGAAGGAAAGCACAUCGAUGCAAGUACUUGUUUGGUUUGACAGCCAACAGGGUGGGCUUGCUUAUGCUGUUAGACAAGGGACCUCGUGUUGGGCAAUGGAGAUGUCUUUCAAGUACGCAAGUGUGAAACCAAUACUCAUUGGUCCACACUCCACAGCGACUUCCGCAUCUCUUAUGCUUAUCGGCAUGAAUGCAGAGCGGAUUUUAGUCAGAUUAGUUGCUUUUGGAUGUUCAUUCAUUUGUUCUCGCCCUAUAUGCCUUGCUGCUGCUAAUUUGGGUACUGGAUUACUUUGUGCGUUGUUCUUUUCACUUGAUUGUUGGAAUUGAAUACAUCUUGAUGAAACAUUCGGUAGUUGUUUCUCAGCCAUCUAGAACUUGAAUCUUAUGGCUUGGUGGAAUUUUACUUUAGGUUAGUUACUUUUGUAUAUUGUAGAUUUGUGAAUAAUCUUUUUGGGGGCUCCUCACAAUACAAAAUGAGUGCUUUGUUUGGGAUUGAAAUGUAGUUGAUUGAUUGAUUGAAUAGAAUGAGUGCAGUUUUGCACGUUUUUAAGUA